Exophiala spinifera is the source of this 1611-nucleotide messenger RNA. RefSeq names its product glutathione synthetase. Bases 1 to 1611 code for a protein of 536 amino acids. The record is from RefSeq and is a predicted model, not a curated record. Gene Ontology annotation, biological process: glutathione biosynthetic process. Lineage: Eukaryota; Fungi; Ascomycota; Eurotiomycetes; Chaetothyriales; Herpotrichiellaceae. The transcript has 2 exons. Gene Ontology annotation, molecular function: glutathione synthase activity; glutathione binding; ATP binding. Gene Ontology annotation, cellular component: cytosol.
AUGGCAAACACCAUUUACACCCACUACCCACCUGAGCUGGACGGCCAGCAGGAAGCCUUUCUAGUCCAGACGGUCAAGAAUUGGACGGUAGAACAUGCCCUUACAGUCAGACCCUCAGCAGCAAUAGUACCUUCAGAGUUUAAUUCAGGAAACAUGUUGGCUACUAAUGCGCCUGUGACGCUGUUCCCGAGUCCCUUUCCCGAAUCUUGCUUCGACCAGGCUCGAGGCCUUCAACGGGUUUAUAACGAGCUUUAUGCUGCGAUAGCUAGUGAUGAGCAGUGGCUGGAGACUGUUCUGAAGGAGCUCAUCGAGGUCGAUGACUUUCUCGCCAACUUAUGGAAAAUCUACCUCGAUGUCAGGCGAGAAGGCCACGCUCAACAUCUGUCUCUCGGACUAUUUCGAUCCGACUACAUGUUGCACACUCCCGACGACGGCCCAAAAUCCUUGAGGCAGGUCGAAUUUAACACCAUAUCGUCGUCCUUUGGAGGUCUCUCCUGCCGUGUCGCCGAGAUGCAUACACACUUGGCGACGUAUCCAUCACCCCAGCAUCCAAUUGCAUAUCCACCUCACCCUCUGUUCAACAACUCCGAAGACAGCCCGAUCAAAACCACUGGACGUCCGCCCGUCAAUACUGCAAUUUCAACCUUGACAGCAGGCCUCGCGGCCGCUCACCAAGCCUACGGACCAUCAAAAUCCACGCCACAGCUCCCCACUUGCGUCCUCUUCGUAGUCCAAGACACCGAGCGCAAUGUUUUCGACCAGCUGGCCCUGUCAAGCUACUUGCACAAAGAGCACGGCAUCCCGUCUUUCCGCCUCCCAACGAGCAAGAUCACUGCGUACACAACUGUUGCUGGCACUCCCGAGCGCCCAUUGAUCUACACGCCUCCAUCCGAUACGUCAACGCAAUAUGAAGUAACCGUCGUCUACUACCGUGCCUUUUACGCCCCUACAGAUUACACCGACGCCCACGCAUGGGGUGCAAGACACUCCCUCGAGCGCAGUGCAGCCAUCAAAUGCCCCAGCGUUCUCCUCCAACUCGCGGGAUCCAAGAAAGUUCAACAAGUCCUCACGUCUAAACCUCCAGGUCCUUACCAUCUGAAAUCAUUCUUGCCGAAGCACACCGACUCUACACUCGAGAGCCUACGCUCGACGUUUGCUCCGCAAUACUCCCUGUCAUCAUCCGACCCGGCCGUGCCAGCAGAAGGCAUCAAACUCGCUUUGGACCCAGCCACGGCCGCCAAUCACGUCCUCAAGCCCCAGCGCGAAGGUGGAGGGAAUAACAUUUACCGCAGCAAUAUUCCAGGCUUUCUCAAAUCAAUCCCGGAGUCUCAAUGGAAGCAGUACAUCCUGAUGGAGCUGAUCCAUCCUCCGAAAGAUGCUAAGAACUUUGCUUUGCGCAGCGACGGCGCCGCAGCGCUGGGCAACGUGAUUUCUGAACUAGGCAUCUUCGGCACCUGUCUAUGGAGAAACACGCCUGGCAGUACAGCCCCCGAAAUCCUACACAAUACAGAGGGCGGAUAUCUAUUGCGCACAAAGAGCAAAGAGAGCGACGAAGGCGGCGUCGCGGCUGGGUUUAGUUCGUUAGACAGUGUGAUUUUAUACAAAGACUAG